Molecule: messenger RNA, 638 nt
Organism: Drosophila rhopaloa
Lineage: Eukaryota; Metazoa; Arthropoda; Insecta; Diptera; Drosophilidae
Exons: 3
Coding region: 116-562 (148 amino acids)
Source: RefSeq, a predicted model, not a curated record
GACUGACAUUUCAAAAUUGUGUUUUCAUCUUGCUUACAACUUUUUUGGCACCGGAAGGAAAGACGGGGAUUUAAUACAAGGCUGGUAUAUAUAAGGAAUUGAGUACAGCCAAUAAAUGGUGACGAGUCGAAGCUCCGAAAGCGAAGACAGUUUGCCCCAAACCGCCGACGAAUCCGCUUGCCAAGCUGGAAUCAGCGCCAUGAAUAGCUUCACACAUGCGGUCGAGUUUGCCCACGACGAGAACCUUUUGAGGAGUCAUGCGAAUGUGUCCCACCUGUCGGAAUUCCUGGCCUUGCUCACCCUGAAGUCAUUCGAUGAACACGAUGAGGAAUUCCAUACUUUUCACGAGAAACUUCAGCAAUUUAAGCGGGAAGCGGAUCAGCUGGACUCCAAUUUCGAUUCACCCGAUUAUUACACCAAGAAGGAGGACUUAAUCUUCAAGGUCGUAUGCGAAAUUAAGGGUAUUGACCAUCAGCAGUGGCUUAGAGAUGAACAGGGAUUUGUGGACGGUGCUUCGCUAGGCGAUUUUCUGGAGAACGAGUUUGUUUGCGAUGACGUUUGACAAAUCGCCACUUGAAUUUAAGCUCAUAGAUCGAAGCUCUUAUUAAUUUUAAUAAACAUUUAUAUUUUAUAUGCAA